CAGAGGGCGCCGCGCGGGGCGGGGCGCCGCCCUGAUAUGCUUCGGCCCUGACUGGAAACUGAGUGGACUCGGCUCCGAGAUUACGCCGAGUUGAGGAUAGUGGGGAGGGCAGGCCGGAGCAUGGCGGACCAGAUUCCUCUGUACCCCGUGCGCAGCGCGGCGGCCGCGGCAGCCAGCCACAGACGUGCGGCCUACUACAGCGCCGUUGGGCCCGGGCCGGGUGCCGACCGGCGCGGCAGGUACCAGCUGGAGGAUGAGUCUGCCCAUUUGGAUGAAAUGCCACUGAUGAUGUCUGAAGAAGGCUUUGAGAAUGACGAAAGUGAUUACCACACAUUACCUCGAGCUAGGAUAACACGGAGAGAGAGAGGGCUGGAGUGGUUUGUCUGCGGAGGAUGGAAGUUCCUCUGUACAAGUUGCUGUGAUUGGCUGAUAAAUGUUUGUCAAAGGAAGAAAGAACUAAAAGCUCGAACAGUAUGGCUUGGAUGUCCAGAGAAGUGUGAAGAAAAACAUCCUAGGAACUCUAUCAAAAAUCAGAAAUACAAUGUAUUUACCUUUAUACCUGGGGUUUUGUAUGAACAAUUCAAGUUUUUCUUGAAUCUCUAUUUUCUGGUAGUGUCCUGCUCACAGUUUGUACCAGCAUUGAAAAUUGGCUACCUCUACACCUACUGGGCUCCUCUGGGAUUUGUCAUGGCCGUUACUAUUGCACGUGAAGCAAUUGAUGAAUUUCGACGUUUUCAGCGAGACAAGGAAAUGAAUUCACAGUUAUAUAGCAAGCUUACAGUAAGAGGUAAAGUUCAAGUUAAGAGUUCAGACAUACAAGUUGGAGACCUCAUCAUAGUGGAAAAGAACCAAAGAAUUCCAUCAGAUAUGGUAUUUCUUAGAACUUCAGAGAAAGCAGGUUCAUGUUUUAUUCGAACGGACCAGCUAGAUGGUGAGACCGACUGGAAGCUGAAGGUGGCGGUGAGCUGCACACAACGGCUGCCAGCCCUAGGGGACCUUUUUUCUAUCAGUGCCUAUGUUUAUGCUCAGAAGCCACAACUGGAUAUUCAUAGUUUUGAAGGAACAUUUACCAGGGAUGACAGUGAUCCUCCCAUUCAUGAGAGUCUCAGCAUAGAAAACACAUUGUGGGCAAGCACCAUUGUUGCCUCAGGUACUGUAAUAGGUGUUGUCAUUUAUACUGGAAAAGAGACUCGAAGUGUAAUGAACACAUCCAAUCCAAAAAAUAAGGUUGGUUUAUUGGACCUCGAACUCAAUCAGCUGACAAAGGCGCUAUUUCUGGCUUUAGUUGUUCUUUCUGUUGUUAUGGUAACCUUACAGGGAUUUGCAGGCCCAUGGUACCGUAAUCUUUUUCGGUUCCUCCUCCUCUUUUCCUACAUCAUUCCCAUAAGUCUGCGAGUGAACUUGGACAUGGGCAAAGCAGCAUAUGGAUGGAUGAUUAUGAAAGAUGAGAAUAUUCCUGGUACAGUUGUUCGGACCAGCACUAUACCAGAGGAACUUGGACGCCUGGUGUACUUACUGACAGACAAAACAGUCACAAAAGCAAAGGCCCUGUAUUCUCCUGCGAGAACGCUCACUCAGAACGAAAUGGUGUUUAAGCGGCUCCAUCUGGGUACUGUCUCCUAUGGGACAGACACUAUGGACGAAAUCCAAAGCCACGUCCUGAAUUCCUACUUGCAGGUACACUCCCAAACAAGUGGGCACAACCCAAGUUCUGCUCCACUUAGAAGAAGCCAGUCCUCAACGCCUAAAGUUAAGAAGAGUGUCAGCAGUAGAAUCCAUGAAGCAGUGAAAGCCAUCGCCCUUUGUCAUAAUGUCACUCCUGUGUAUGAGGCUCGGACUGGCAUCACUGGAGAGACUGAGUUCGCUGAAGCAGACCAAGACUUUAGUGAUGAGAACCGCACCUACCAGGCCUCCAGCCCCGAUGAGGUGGCACUGGUGCGAUGGACAGAGAGUGUGGGCCUCACUCUGGUCAGCAGGGACCUUGCUUCCAUGCAGCUGAAGACCCCCAGUGGCCAGGUCUUGACCUACUGCAUUCUACAGAUGUUCCCCUUCACCUCGGAGAGCAAGCGGAUGGGCAUCAUAGUCAGGGAUGAAGCCACAGCCGAGAUCACAUUCUAUAUGAAAGGUGCUGAUGUCGCAAUGUCCACCAUUGUGCAGUACAAUGAUUGGCUAGAAGAGGAGUGUGGAAACAUGGCACGAGAGGGCCUGAGGACCCUUGUGGUGGCAAAGAGGACUCUGACAGAAGAGCAAUACCAGGACUUUGAGAGCCGAUACAGUCAAGCCAAAUUGAGCAUCCAUGACCGGACUCUGAAAGUAGCUGCGGUUGUAGAAAGCCUGGAGAGAGAGAUGGAGCUAUUGUGCCUCACUGGGGUGGAGGACCAGCUGCAAGCGGAUGUGAGGCCCACACUAGAGAUGCUGCGGAAUGCAGGGAUCAAGAUUUGGAUGCUAACUGGCGAUAAACUGGAAACAGCUACUUGCAUUGCCAAAAGCUCACACUUGGUGUCCAGAACACAAGACAUUCAUAUUUUCAGACCAGUAACCAAUCGGGGAGAGGCCCAUUUGGAGCUGAAUGCAUUUAGAAGGAAGCAUGACUGUGCACUGGUUAUAUCUGGGGACUCUCUGGAGGUCUGCCUGAGGUACUACGAGCAUGAACUUGUGGAGCUGGCCUGCCAGUGCCCUGCUGUGGUCUGCUGCCGCUGUUCACCCACGCAGAAGGCCCACAUCGUGACCCUGUUACGCCAGCACACCAGAAAGCGCACCUGUGCCAUCGGUGACGGAGGGAAUGACGUGAGCAUGAUCCAGGCAGCUGACUGUGGGAUUGGAAUUGAAGGGAAGGAAGGGAAACAGGCUUCACUGGCAGCGGACUUCUCCAUCACACAGUUCAGACACAUCGGCCGGCUGCUCAUGGUGCAUGGGCGGAACAGCUACAAGCGGUCUGCAGCACUCGGCCAGUUUGUCAUGCACAGGGGCCUCAUCAUUUCCACCAUGCAGGCUGUGUUCUCCUCGGUCUUCUACUUUGCAUCUGUCCCGCUGUACCAGGGAUUCCUUAUGGUAGGGUAUGCAACUAUCUACACCAUGUUCCCGGUGUUCUCCUUAGUGUUGGACCAAGAUGUAAAGCCAGAAAUGGCAAUUCUCUACCCAGAGCUGUACAAGGACCUCACCAAGUUGACUCUGCCAUAUAUUUGUACUACAGUUGUGUUGUCCCUCCCACCCCCGCACCCCUCGUUCCCAUUUCAACCUUGGGAAUAUGAGAGAAAAGGAAUCCUUCGUUGUGCCUCUGUUAAGAAACAAAGGAAGAUCUCUUUCCUUCAAGACCUUCCUCAUCUGGGUUUUGAUCAGUAUUUACCAAGGAGGCAUCCUCAUGUACGGGGCCCUGCUGCUCUUCGAGGCCGAGUUUGUCCAUGUUGUGGCCAUCUCCUUCACAGCACUGAUCCUGACCGAGCUGCUCAUGGUGGCCCUGACUAUCAGGACUUGGCACUGGCUGAUGGUGGUGGCGGAGUUCCUCAGCCUGGGCUGCUAUGUUGCCUCCCUUGCUUUUCUCAAUGAGUAUUUUGGUAAGUGCUCGAGGCUUUGAUUCAUUAUCUGUGAGUGAUCCUAACCCUUGGCCGUCAUCGCCUCCACCGUCUCUUAUGGACAAAUGCCAUAGCAGAAAGCUUUACCACACAGGCUAUUUUUAUGGAAAGAUAAAAAUCUGGUAGUGAUUUAUAAAAUGAAGAUCUUCAGCACCGUACUGAUGCCUGCUUCACUCAUGUUCCCUAUAGAGCUGCACUGUUUAUGUUUUCAUGGUGGAGACACUGACUGCUUCAAGGCUUGAGACACAUGUGUCCCACUUCCUUCCGAUGUCUGCAGAAGUUACAGCAGCCCGAGCAGCCCAGUCAGGCUCUCGAUGGCAGCCUUAGGCUCCUCACCAUGUAAAGAGGGUGUCUUCACCAGUGCCUCCUUAGCGUGGAGCCCAGAGCCUGACGCUUCCAUCCCGUUCCUGACCUUUCCCCAGCCCAGCUCAUUGAGAUUUACUUGCCAGGAGGCCUGGGGACUAUGGUGCUUCCCUAAGCUCAGGUUCCUAAGAAAAAAGAUCCUAUGUGAUGUGUGCUGGGUUUCCUCAGCAGUCCCUAUCUGAGAACCUACACUCCUCUGUCCUCCCAUGCCCCUUAGCACUGGUCUGCCCGCUCCUGGCCCACUCUGUCACGAACAACUAGGUUUCAUCACUCUUCUUCCCAGCCAGAGGCUCCAAAUGGAAGAAGCCAGAUCAUGUCAACCUGGUCUGCGUGGCUGGGCAGAGAGGAUGAUGUACUCAUCUGCAUCUUGCUAAGCGUGGGGCCUCACUGGGCUCCUGGAGUGUGGGAAGUCCCAGCUUCCUGGAGUUGAAAGCAGAGUGGGGAAAUGGUAUGGAUAUGGUCAGUGCACCCAUGAUUCUAGCUGCCUGAAAGCCAGGCAGGAUACUUCUUGAUAUAAAAGGAAAGGCCCCAGGCUUCCAAAAGGAGAAACCUUUACAUGGUCCUCUUGUGAUCUUCACACGCAUGACAGCAGCAAGUUUUCAUCUUGGCAGGUCCACACACGUUAGUCACAUUCCUGCGGACCCUGCACAUCAACAUGGGGACACUGUGACUUUGGGUGAUGAGUGUGAAGUUUGCACACUGAUGAAUACAAACCCGCUCCAGGUCCUAAAUCACAGCCACAGUGACUGAGUCCAGUUGCUACAGGGCCAUCUCUUUACAGCGGGCAAGGAAUGAUACGAAUGGGAAGUGGAAAGUUAGCUGGACACUAAAGGAAGCAUGGUGUAUCUGGCAUGUAAGAAAGGGCUGCAAAUGAGAACAUCACCAUCACUCCUCUUUGGAGCGUGGUGUGAACCACACUCUCCUUUAGGGAAAGGUUUGCUUUUAUAGCAUUCAUUUCAGCAUGUCUAUCACUGUGCACAGACAGUCAAAGCACUAGGGCGGAAGACAGAUGGUCAUUCUGUAGUUCACUGCUGUAACAGGCACACGCACAAUGGAGUCUGUACAUGGAAGUGACACACAUGACACAAAACAGCCUGUCACAGGACCCUAGGCGGGGCUGUUGCCUCUGUGCCCCAUGCUCCUCCUGCAGAUUGAUGCUGUCUGCCCCCUGUCAGGCCAGACUGCACAGAACAGGUCUCAUGCAUGGGGCAGACAUUAGAGGCCUGAAACCCGCUCAGGUGGGGCAGAGUUGUACAGUGGGCACUCCUAGACACUGACGCAGAUCAGGGAGUGUGUGGGUGUUUCCUUCCAAGCUAGUGACAUGAUUGUUACAUUGUCAUCUGCUUAAAGGAGGAUGUGGCAGCAGGCAAUGGAAGGAAGGGUUAAAAUCCCAACUAAGUGCAUUCCAUGCUAACAUAACAUUCUACUGCUUUUUAAUGCAUUUCUCUAAUCAGCAGCUAACUAACCACGUAAAAUGUCUGAGCCUCUUUUAAUCUGUCCUUCACCUGCCUUGUUCAUGUGUUCUCUCGGCACAGGUAUAGGCAGAGUGUCUUUUGGCGCUUUCUUAGGUAGGUAAAGUUGUUAUUCCCUUCCAGAGUAUAGAAAUCUAGCAAAAAAUAACAUUGAUAAGCAUGCUAAACUAAUUCUUUAAAUUUUUAAAUAAAAACCAGUCUUCCACUAACUUGGCAUUGUUAUCUCAGGGAAGCCCCAUGAAUGUACCUGAGCCCCUGCUCUACACGUGUGCUCCUAGGAGCUGUCUAGCUAGAUGAGGGAAGUCUGGGGUCUAGCCUGUGGUCCUUCCCUAAGACAGACUUGCUGGAGGCUCCCUCCAGCUGGACGUGAGCACAGCCUGGGCUCCAGUUCCUGAUAUGAGAGUGUGACUGGGAGCAGGGCCUCUCAGUGCGGCUGCUCACAGCAGUCUGAGGUCUCUGCAGCUUGUAGUUUCUGCAGCUUGCAUGAGGCUUGCACAUGAGGGCACCCAUGGCCUGGUUAACAGAAAGGGAACCUGUGUCCUCAGAGCAGCAAGGCGCAUGGCCUAUAAGUCAUACUGCAGGUACUGGCUGCCUGUUGGUCGUGUCCAAGCCCUUCCCAGUGCCAGCUGUGCUCACUGUUGAGAGAAGCACACACUGGACAGGUGUACGGAUUAAACCACUGUGCAGUAAGACAGCUGAGGUCAAGGACAAACCUGUUCUGCACAGCCAUGAUGCAGCCAAUGGCUCUGGGGAUCCUGAGGGGGCUCAGUCUGGGCUGUGGCUACAAUCUUAGGGACCGGGAGCUCCCGUAGUUGGCACUCAUUCUCCUCUACCUCCUCCUGACAGAUGUUGCCUUCAUCACAACUGUGACCUUCUUGUGGAAAGUAUCAGCUAUCACUGUGGUCAGCUGCCUCCCACUCUACGUACUCAAAUACUUGAAGAGAAAGUUGUCCCCUCCCAGCUACUCCAAGCUGUCCUCCUGAGUAUGACUCAUGCGGUGGGCAGCAUGAGGGACUGGCACUGCUGGUGGGCUGAGGGCUGAGCUCACCUGGCCCCACUCACUCGCUAGUGUCUCUACUGAAGCAGUGCACAGCUGCUGACAGCCUCAGCAGAGCUGGGCAGGCUUGCUCCUGAGCACCAGAUGCAUAAUUCCUGCUAAGACUGGAGAUGCCAUGCCUGCACAUGCCACUGCACCUCAGGAGACACCCUCUGCCACAGGCACUCCUCCUCAGAUGCAGUCUUGCUUUUCAGUGGACACCACACACACACAAGCCCAGGCGGCCAAGCAGUGACACUUCUGCUGUCCUGAUUCCGUUGCAGCUAUGAAUGUAAACCACCCCUCAAGGCAUUGCUGUUAGCUGAUGCGUUUUUAUACCUGUAAACCAUACUCAGACUGUUUACAUAGAGCUCGGCUGUCCUGUGCUGCCACAGCACCAACCACAGUGCUUUGCUUCCCAAGUAGGAGAACCUAGUCCAUGUGUUACACGCUCAGCACCCCUCUGAGCCUGCAACAGAUGGCAGAGCCUCUGUCCAGGGCUGCACUGAGGGCUGAUGGAGCUCUUUAGAGUUAGCCCCAGGCACUGUGAGUGCAGCUCUACACUGUACGGUGUGUGCCUGACACAGUGGACCUCUUGGCCUCGGCUCUUCGUGCUUGAAAGCAGGCUGUGGGAGUCUCCUCUGCACUAGUCUUUUGUGUAUGCCUGUGCUCUUCAGCUCGACUUCCCCUCAAAUGUGGGCCCCUAAGGUCCUGAUCCCUGGGGAAGCACAAGCUGUGGGUGGAGCCCUGAGGAGAUCACCCUAGCCUAGCAGGUUGUGAGUGUGUGCAGGACCUCCUGUGAGUACCGCUUUCCAGAGGAGAGACUGUGGCCACAAAUAAAGCUGCUUCCAUCCCAUA
This is a messenger RNA of Rattus norvegicus (Norway rat), 7301 nucleotides long. The record is from RefSeq and is a predicted model, not a curated record. NCBI's taxonomy places the organism in Eukaryota, Metazoa, Chordata, Mammalia, Rodentia, Muridae.